AUAAACAGGAAGGAAGGCGAGUAACCCGGAAAGUAACCGAAGGAGAUCGCCUCCUCUGGACUUUGAUACCUAUGUAUGGGACCGCUCGAGCAGGAAUAGAAAUACAGAAGUUGGCAGCUUCCCUGGAAGAGUUGGCCAACAAAACUGCUGAUGUGUUGGCCGAAACCCAAUCCCAAGUAGCAGCCAUAACGACCGAAAUGAUUUCCACUAGGCUAACGACCCUUCAGAACAGGAUGGCUCUGGACUAUAGGCUAGCAGAGAAGGGUGGUACCUGUGCACUAAUUGGAGAGGAAUGUUGUACGUACAUACCUGAGGUCUCCUCUAACAUUACUGAAAUCUCCAAACAUGUGCGAGACAAAAUCGCCAAGAUAAGGGAGGCUGGUAAUCGGUACCCGAACGAUAAAAGGAUGGGAAUGGGGGAAUUGGGGAUUGACUGGUUGGGGAAGGUGGUUGGUCAUUCUAGCUAUCUAUGGAUUAUUGAUAUUAGUGGGUCUGGUGGUAGGGUUCAAUGUCCUAAAAUGGGAACCCAAAUACAUCAUCAGAUGCUUUUACAAUCAGCAGGUGAUAUGCAACAAAGAGAAAGUCAAAGAAUGCUUCUAGAGUUUGAGGGACAGACAACAUAAAUGUAAAAUGUAAGAUUGUGAACCUCAUCGCCAAAAGGCGC
This is a messenger RNA of Chiloscyllium plagiosum (whitespotted bambooshark), 664 nucleotides long. The record is from RefSeq and is a predicted model, not a curated record. NCBI's taxonomy places the organism in Eukaryota, Metazoa, Chordata, Chondrichthyes, Orectolobiformes, Hemiscylliidae.